GCAAGUGCAUCUUAAUUAUGAGAAUAAAAUUGGGAAGAAAAUGAAGUACUCCGUAGACUAGUAGUGACUAGUGAGUGUAGUUGCAUUAUUAAAAAAGAAAAAAGAAAAAAGGAAAAAAACAAUAAAUACGAAGGUGAUACCAACUGACAAUGGAAGCAGACGCAGCAGACCAAAUUGCAUUCCCAAAUUCCUAAUUCGCUGCCUUUUCAUCGCUUUUCCCGAGAUUCGUCUUUGGCAGUUACGCAUCAGGCGCAUUUUAGAUUUAUCACCUACUCCUCUUUUUCUUUCUCUUUUUCGCCGUCAACCAGUUCUCACUUCUCAUCAGCUUCACAUUAUUACCUCGGCUGAGCUGUAGGAAUUUCUGCUGCGUUUUGAGGUUUACUGCUGUUUGGAAAUGGCGGAUCACGGCAAGGCUAAAUCGGACAUCUCGUUCGCCGGAACGUUUGCCAGUAGCGCUUUUGCGGCUUGCUUCGCUGAGAUUUGUACUAUUCCAUUAGACACUGCCAAGGUCCGGCUUCAAUUGCAAAAGAAAGCUGUGGCAGGGGAGGCUUUGCCGAAAUAUAAGGGAAUGCUAGGAACUGUAGGAACUAUUGCAAGAGAAGAAGGGCUAGCUGCACUAUGGAAGGGAAUUGUGCCUGGACUACAUCGUCAGUGCUUGUUUGGAGGUCUAAGGAUUGGCUUAUAUGAACCCGUUAGAAAUUUUUAUGUGGGGAAAGAUCAUGUUGGAGAUGUGCCAUUAUCAAAGAAAGUACUUGCUGCACUCACAACAGGUGCCGUAGGAAUAAUGAUCGCCAAUCCUACUGAUCUUGUUAAAGUUCGACUUCAGUCUGAGGGAAAGUUGCCUCCUGGUGUCCCUAGGCGUUACUCUGGAGCUAUCAGUGCGUAUUCUACAAUCGUGAAACAGGAAGGACUUACAGCUUUGUGGACUGGGCUUGGACCCAACGUUGCACGCAAUGCUAUCAUAAAUGCUGCCGAAUUAGCCAGUUAUGAUCAAGUGAAGGAGACAAUUCUGAAAAUCCCUGGUUUCACAGACAAUGUUGUCACCCAUCUUUUUGCUGGUUUAGGAGCGGGAUUCUUUGCAGUUUGCAUCGGCUCUCCAGUUGACGUGGUCAAGUCUAGAAUGAUGGGAGAUUCUGCAUACAAAAGUACAUUGGACUGCUUUGUGAAGACUCUAAAGAAUGAUGGGCCUUUGGCAUUCUACAAAGGCUUCAUCCCCAACUUUGGGCGACUAGGAUCAUGGAAUGUAUUAAUGUUUUUGACACUCGAGCAGGCUAAAAAGUUCGUCAGAAGUUUGGAGUCGUCUUAAAUAAAGCUGAAGAAAAUAGAGGUGAGAGGGCCAUCAAAUGCAUCAAACUCAGAUUUCAUCAAGCUGAUUGGUUUUCGCCAUUUAUUUUUCAAUAAAUGAUAUUGAACUCACUGGGGAAAGAGUUGGAAGGCACAACUCUUGUCUCAUUCAUUGCAUUGGAUUCAGAGAUUCGCAUAAGAAUAUAGUUGGAUGAAACUUCUGAGAAUUAUGCUCUUUCUUUCAAGAUUAAGGAGCAAAAGUGAAUGUAUGAAUAUUAUAGUAUAACUAGAAUUAUUUAGAAAUUGCAUUGGCAAAAAUAAAAUUGACCCAUUUCCCGUUGCACAA
Molecule: messenger RNA, 1630 nt
Organism: Salvia miltiorrhiza (redroot sage)
Lineage: Eukaryota; Viridiplantae; Streptophyta; Magnoliopsida; Lamiales; Lamiaceae
Product: mitochondrial uncoupling protein 1
Exons: 9
Coding region: 395-1306 (303 amino acids)
Biological process (GO): mitochondrial transport; mitochondrial transmembrane transport
Cellular component (GO): mitochondrial membrane
Molecular function (GO): oxidative phosphorylation uncoupler activity
Source: RefSeq, a predicted model, not a curated record